GAGACUGUAUCUGAGAGAGUCGUCGCGAUAUUGUCUUCCCACCUGAAGUACUUGCCUGCCCCGCCAUUCUCAAUCUAAAUUUUCAUCAAGAUCGAAUACACCGUCGUCCUCGUCUCUCAGCACUGACCAAAAGUUCUUCGGAAAUGGCGGAUUCUUCUUUUGUACAAGCAUUGUUGGAAACAUGGCACAACCAUCGCAUUCCCAUCAUCUUCUUCCUAGGAGUUUUGUACGUUUCUAUACGAUGGCCCAUUUUAUACAGGCGAGCAAAACGCCAAUCAUCUUCAACGCUUCCUCCGUCGCCACGUCUUGAAUCUGCCAUUCCCAGAGAGAAAGUCGAUGCUCCUAUCCUCGAUCAUCUAUCAGUUACCACGGUCGACAAGCCGACUUCAAAGCUCGGUCCUAAGAGAGUUGUGGGUAAUAAAGAUCGUCGUGCAAGUAGACAUCCACAAAAGGCUGGUGCAGCCAGCGGUCCGUCAUUCAUUAAACCAGUAAUAUUUUUCGCUUCGUUGACCGCAUCCACCGAGGCACAUGCACGCUGGCUAUCCGAGCAAUUGCGCGCGGCAGCACAAGAGAAAUCGUCGGGAAGCAAUCAGGAAUGGGGUCUUCUUCCUCCGGAGAUCUAUGACUUGUCGGAGAUUGACUUUGAGGACCAUUUCAUUUCGGCUCCUAAACCACCACCAAACUCCCCGAAUACCAGAUACGUGUACUGUUUCUUGAUUCCAACCUACAAUAUCGAUACCAUUAUCGACACAUUCCUUGCGCAUUUGGAUGAGACACAUAAUGACUUUCGUAUUGAUACUGCGCCGCUGUCAAACCUGGCUGGAUACUCUGUGUUCGGGUUUGGCGACAAGGAGGGCUGGCCGACGGAAGAUGAGGGCUUCUGCUCACAAGCGAAGGAACUAGAUCGCUGGAUGGCCAAACUCACAGGGAAGAAGCGCGCCUAUCCUCUUGGUUUGGGCGAUUCGAAAUCUGAUGGAGUAAAUGCCUUGAAAGACUGGACAAGCGGGUUGACUGAGAUCUUGCUCGAAAUAGCAGAGACUGGAGGCUUAGGCGAAGGUGUAGCCGGUAGCGGCGACCCAUUAGAAAGUGAUGAAGAGUCAGCAGCAGAAGAUGAGGGUGAAACAUCCAGAAAGAAGAAACAGACGAUAGUUGACUUGGAGGACAUCAACUUCGCGGGUGGUGCAAAGAAACGCAAAGGUGAUCCAUUGCCUGUUGAUUUUACAACAGUGUCGAAGGCUGGAAAUAGUCAGCCAGUUUUGAAAGAAAUGGUGCCCUCUACAUCACCCACUUACGCAUCCCUUACGAAACAGGGUUACACGAUCGUUGGGUCUCACUCUGGAGUCAAGAUCUGUCGAUGGACCAAAUCAGCACUACGAGGGCGUGGUUCGUGCUACAAAUAUUCCUUCUACGGUAUCAAAUCACAUCUUUGCAUGGAAACCACGCCAUCAUUAUCAUGCAGCAACAAAUGUGUCUUUUGCUGGCGCCACGGCACGAAUCCUGUCGGAACGACGUGGCGAUGGAAAGUCGAUCCUCCCGAAAUGAUCUUCAACGGUGUCAAAGAAGGACACUACAAGAAGAUCAAGAUGUUGAAAGGUGUUCCUGGCGUUCGUGCUGAACGAUUUGCGGAGGCUAUGCGAAUUCGGCACUGUGCGUUGAGCUUGGUCGGAGAACCAAUUUUCUAUCCUCAUAUCAAUGAAUUCCUCGGUAUGCUUCACAAUGAACAAAUAUCGAGCUUUUUGGUCUGCAACGCGCAACAUCCAGACCAACUGGCGACCCUCAACCGCGUAACGCAAUUAUACGUGUCAAUCGACGCUAGCAAUCGUGACAGCCUCCGAAGAAUCGACCGUCCUCUCCACCGCGAUUUCUGGGAGCGCUUUCAACGCUGUCUAGACAUUCUUCGCGAAAAACGACAUGUUCAACGCACCGUUUUCCGCUUGACACUUGUCAAGGGCUUCAACGUCGAGGAUGAAGUUAAAGGAUACGCCGAUCUCGUCGAGAAAGGGUUACCAUGUUUCAUCGAGGUCAAGGGUGUCACAUACUGCGGUACAAGUUCAAGUGCUGGAGCAGGCCUCACAAUGCGAAAUGUACCAUAUUACGAAGAAGUCAUCGCGUUCGUCGUUGCACUAAAAGAUGAACUCGAACGCCGAGGGUUGGGCUACGGUAUUGGAGCAGAGCACGCCCAUAGUUGCUGCAUCUUACUUGCUUCCGAGAGAUUUCAUGUCGAUGGUAAAUGGCAUACUAGGAUCGACUACGAUCGAUUCUUUGAAUUGUUAGAAAAGGAAAAAACGGAAGGCAUCUCGUUUCGACCAGAGGAUUACAUGAGAGAGACGGAGGAAUGGGCGCUUUGGGGGAAUGGAGGGUUUGAUCCGAAUGACCAGCGGGUUCGUACGAAGGGGAAGAAUAAGGAUCGGUCUAUUGAACAGGUUACGCCUGUAUGAAUUAUUUGUGUCAUGUAUAAUCAAUAGUACAACUUUAUCAAAAGUCAUGAUAGAUG
Messenger RNA from Talaromyces stipitatus ATCC 10500, 2494 nucleotides. Its product is annotated as flavodoxin and radical SAM domain protein. Bases 144 to 2438 code for a protein of 764 amino acids. The record is from RefSeq and is a predicted model, not a curated record. The transcript is spliced from 3 exons. Gene Ontology annotation, molecular function: catalytic activity; 4 iron, 4 sulfur cluster binding; FMN binding. NCBI's taxonomy places the organism in Eukaryota, Fungi, Ascomycota, Eurotiomycetes, Eurotiales, Trichocomaceae. Gene Ontology annotation, biological process: wybutosine biosynthetic process.